Molecule: messenger RNA, 2971 nt
Organism: Larimichthys crocea (large yellow croaker)
Lineage: Eukaryota; Metazoa; Chordata; Actinopteri; Sciaenidae
Gene: syt5a
Product: synaptotagmin Va
Exons: 10
Coding region: 252-1502 (416 amino acids)
Biological process (GO): synaptic vesicle endocytosis; calcium ion-regulated exocytosis of neurotransmitter
Cellular component (GO): axon; exocytic vesicle; synaptic vesicle membrane
Molecular function (GO): calcium ion binding; calcium-dependent phospholipid binding; SNARE binding
Source: RefSeq, a predicted model, not a curated record
UUUUGCAGUGGAGGUGGACAGUAAGUAGUUGGCAGUCAGGGAUAUUGUGGAGAUUAACCCAGAAUGGGGGAGGGGGAGAGAGAGAGAGAGAGAGAGAGAGAGAGAGAGAGAGAGAGAGAGAGAGGGAGAGAGGGAGUUACAUGCAGUGACUUCUCAUCAGUCUGCCGUGGAUUUGUCUGGAGGACGUUUGGAUGCAAAACAAUAAAAUAAGAUAAAACCCAAAGAACCACGAGAGACUAACACGAGCAGCGAUGCGAUUGGUCAGUGUGGAGGCGGCGAGGGUCCGCAGGGCGGCUGAGGAGGAGAGAGAGAGGGAGAGGGAGAGGGAACCUCCACCUCACCAACCCCCCUCACACCACUCCAACCACCAGUUCAACAGCAUGAAGAACAAGUUCUACAAUGAGCACACGCACCUGCCAAAUCAUAAACUCAGGAUGCCCAUGUGGGCUGUAGGAGCCAUUGUGGUCGUGGUCCUUGCCCUUGUCGCCUGCAUGGGAUUCUGCAUUUACAAGAAGUGCAUCAACAAGGGCAAGAAGCCCAAGAAGGUCCGUGAGAGGAAGGGAGGACGAGGGCGCAGGAAGAAGGACAAGGAAGGAGAGGAAGGAGAAGAAAAGAAGGAAGGAGAGGACGGGAAGCAAGAGGAGGAGAAGGAGUUCUUUGGCAAACUGGAGUACACACUGGACUAUAGCUUUACUGAUAACCAGCUUAUAGUCGGGAUCCUCCAGGCUCAGGACCUUGCAGCCAUGGACAUGGGCGGGACGUCAGAUCCCUAUGUCAAAGUCUACAUGCUGCCGGACAAGAAGAAGAAGUUUGAGACCAAAAUCCAGCGCAAGAACCUCUGUCCCGUCUUCAAUGAGACCUUCACCUUUAAGAUACCGUACACUGAGUUAGGUGGCCAGACUCUGGUGCUGCAGGUGUUUGACUUUGACCGCUUUGGUAAACAUGACUUGAUCGGCGAGAUCAAGAUCCCCAUGAACUCUAUUGACCUUGGACAGCCAAUACAUGAAUGGAAGGAUCUGAUUGGAGGAGAGAAAGAGGAGCAAGAGAAGCUCGGUGAUGUCUGCAUUUCCCUUCGUUAUGUGCCCACGGCUGGCAAGCUAACGAUUAACAUCAUGGAAGCCAAGAACCUGAAGAAGAUGGAUGUUGGUGGACUGUCAGAUCCCUUUGUUAAGGUGGUGCUGCAGCACAACGGGAAGCGACUGAAGAAGAAGAAGACAACAGUCAAACAGAACACUCUGAAUCCUUACUUCAAUGAGAGCUUUAGCUUUGAGAUCCCCUUCUCCCAGAUCCAGAAAGUCCAGGUGAUAAUCACUGUGUAUGACUACGACAAGCUGGGCAGCAACGACCCCAUUGGCAAGUUUUGGAUCGGCUACGGAGCAUCAGGUGUCGGCCUGCGCCACUGGUCAGACAUGCUGGCCAAUCCCAGGCGUCCGGUGGCCCAGUGGCACACACUGCUGCCAGAGGAGGAGGUGGAUGCUGCUCUGAAGGCCCCAAUCCGUUAAACACACUCACACAGACACACACACACAUAUAUACAGUAUAUAUACACACCGUAUACAUAGGAGAGGUGUCAUUUGCAAGCAAACAACUGUAGGUUUUCUAACCUCUGAGUAGUCAUAUUUAACGUGCUUCACUCAUUUUGUAAUAUUUCAUUUUGGGAACUCUUUAUACGACUACAUGUGUGCUUUAUAUUGUUUUGAACACAUACUAGAGAAAUAAUAAGACCCUGCAACGCACUCACAUUUAUGCAAACUUACAUGUACAUAGUGCAGCUAAUGUUUGUGCACUCACCUCCCCUGUUCAUUUAUUAAAGGGUCACUCCAGCAGUUUAUUAUUAUGGUAUUAGUAAGAUUGAAGCAGACUAUCCUGACCUUAAGCCUCUAAAACCUCUCGAUACAACUCUGGAAUGGACAUCUCAAGCCCAAUGUGACCAUGAUGACAUCAUCAGGGUUAGUUCCCCAGAUGUUUAAAACUUUCUCCACAGUCACAGGGGGACAUAACACAUCUGCUUUCAUGGCCUGAGCAGUUCCCCAAAAAAAACAUUGGGACGCUGUGCAAACUCAGACCAGAGGACACUUUUCUACUUUCUAUCAGUCCAGCUCAGAUGAGCUCAUGGACAAACUGUAUUUAUUCACAGUUCUCUGACGUGUUCCUGAGCUCUUGUAGUAACAUCCUUCAUACAAUCAUGCCAGUUUUUCGAUUCAGUGCCACCUGAAGGGUCGUAGGUCACAUUGAAGAACAUUCAGUGUUGGUUUUGGGGCUUGUCCCUUAUGUGCAGAGAUUUCUCUGGAUUCUCUGAAUCUUAUAACAUCAUAGAUUGUAGGUGGUGAAAUCCAUAAAUUAAUUGAACUAAUGUUAAUAAGAAACAUUGUUCCUCGCCUCAUCCUUCAAGGGCGCCACUUACAUACCCUAUCAUGAUCCUAUCACCUGUUAAUGAAGCUGUUUUUUCACUCACUCUUAUGUUGCUCCUGUCCGAACCUCCAUCAUCAUCUCAUCAAAUCAAAUCAUCUCAUCCUGUUCUUGUUUUAUAAAUCGUCCCAACUUAAAUAGACUGUACUGUAGUGUCGUCAAAUUAGUUUUGAUACUUAUUAACGCAUCAGUUCUUUCUGUUGAACUGAUUCUGUGCUGUCACAGAGCUGAACUCAUCUUUUCUCUCUCUCAUCUGGUUCACCCCGAUUUGUUGUUUUUCAUGCAAACAGUCUAAACUUGUUUUUUUUUUCUUGUGAAACGUGUUUGUUGUGUAGUUACAUGUUUUUACUGAUCAUUGGUUUGUCUCUUUGUGCUUGAAUGAGAUUGGAUUGUCUGGUGAGUGUGUGCAUUGAUCCGUGUGUGUUUGUGUGUGUGCGCGUGUAUUAUAUCAUAAAAAUGGAAAGCUGUUUGUGGUUUCACUUUGGAUGCAUACCAUGUGAUUGUAAAUUUAAAAAAACUGAGCGAAUAAAAUGUUUCCGAACAAGGACAGAUGGUUCGAUGG